Messenger RNA from Prorocentrum cordatum, 3833 nucleotides. The record is from the annotation of a GenBank genome assembly. NCBI's taxonomy places the organism in Eukaryota, Dinophyceae, Prorocentrales, Prorocentraceae.
GAGCCCCUCGAGCCGCCCGCGGAGAGCGACGGGGCGUCCUCGGACGACCCCGGGCCCGUGCUGCCGGGGGCGCCGUGCCUUCGGCUCGCGCACGCCCGCUGGGAGCGGCGCCGCGGGCUGCCGAGGGCGCGCGUGCGCCUGCGGGUGGCCCUCGCGCGGCCCGAGGCGGAGGCGCAGGUCGUCGAGGAGGCGGUCGCGCGGCCCGAGGUGGAGGCGCAGGUGGUCGAGGAGGCGGCGGAGGCCGCCGCCGCGGAGCUCGCCACGCCCGGAGAGGCGACCCUGCAGCCCGAGGAGCUGCAGCGGGCAGUGCAGACGGAAGGGGAGGGGCAGGGCCCGCCCGAGGCUUCGGAGGUGGUGCAGCUUCGCGUGAUUACUGGCACGGCAGAGGCCGGCCUGAAGAAUCUGGGCUGGGCCUUCCCAUACCUGCCCGAGAAGGGGCCUGUAGGGCAAGUGAUGGUGAGGGUGACGCCAGGCGGCUGGGCUGCAGGGCUGGGCGUGCAGGAGGGUGACCGUUUGGCCCUCAUCAAUCACGAGUCACCCGACGGAAUGCUGCGCAAGGAGCUCAUGGCAGCCAUUAAGGCCCGGCCUUUGGAGCUCACCUUCCACCGCCAAGAGCAGGUUCGAGACGGGGAAGCCGGAGUUGGACUCGCCGUUGCCGCGGAUGACGCGGCCGAGGCGCCAGCAGUGUCAGCGCAGCACGCCUCGCAAGCGGCCGCUGCAGAUGUGGGGCCGGAGGCCGCGGCGACGCAGCCUGGCGCCGCGACCGCGGCAGCGGCUGCGGCAGCGACCCCCGCGGCGGCAGACCUGGCGAGCGCUGCCUCUCCGGCAGCGGCUGAGGGCGGGCUCUCGGCCACGCCGCCGGCAUCCCUCGCUGGGCAGGGCGCCGCCCAGGACGCGGUGCGGGCGGCUGCGGAGCUCGGGGCCGUGUCGUCGGGCGCAGCCGAUGCUGCCGCUGCAGAUGCCGCGCCGGGAAGCGCACAGGGCGGCCACGCGGCAGCGCGGCAGCGCCCGCCACCGCUGGAGCAGCCGCCGUCGGCACGCACCGAGCUGGGCGCGGGGCACGCCGCCAGCGAGGCUGCGCCCGCUGCGGACGAGGAGGCGGCGGGCGGGCCGCCGAGGACGUUCCACGAGGACGACCUCCUCAGUGCAGCGCCGCCAGACUCUCAGGAAGGCGCCGCCGCGCCGAAUGCGGCGGCGCUGGCAGAGGCAGGGGCCGCCGAGGACAGGGCUGCGGCCGCAGCCGAGCAGGCGCGGGCAGCCCUCGCAGAGGCCAUCUCGAGCGCGACCUUGCGGCCUACUGUGGACGACCUCCACGUCAUGCUGGGCGUGCAGCCACUCAAGGCGAGCCCGGACGUGCAGGUGCAGGACGUGACUGUGCGGGAGGUCGACGGCGAGCUGGUGUGCGACAUGCAGUUGCGCGGCGACGCCUCGGUGCGAGCCGCGGCCGCCGCAGUGGCCGCCGCCGUGCGGGACCCGGCAGACAUGCUGGGAGUGCGUUGCGCGCUGUUGCGGGCGGGCGCCGACAGGGACGCGGAGCCAUAUGUAGGCGUCGAGUGGCCGCUUGAGCUGGCGAGGAGGGAGGUGUCAUCGAUCUACGGGCAGUGCGAUCUCUCCAUCGACACGCUGCAGCAACUCGUGCCAGUGCUCGACUCGUGCUACGAGAUGUACAGUGCCAGGUGGAACGCUGCCCAGUCCGAAGAGCCGCAAGAGUGUGCCCAGCUGCUUGCGGUGCCUUCCAUGUGCCGCUUUGAAGGCCAGCUGCUGCCCAUCAGCGAGGGCCAGCGAGGCGCGCUUUACAGGGACGCCGCCGCGCAGGAGGCCAGCGAUCUCGACAGCCUGCUGCUCGAUGCCGCCGCGGCGCAGUGGCAGCUGAAGACGAGCCUGGCACCCGACACGGCAUGGGCACAGGAACAGCUCGACGACACCUCUGCAGUGCCUCCAGGAGACACCCGUAGGCUGUGGCGCUCUGGGCAAUCGCAUCUGGCCCCUUGCGGAGAGCACCUCGACCCGGGCAUCCGGAGCAGGGCAGAGGUGGCGGAGAUGGCGUCCAGGCAGCCGCUGGAGAGCCUCCCUGGGGUCUCGCGGCUGCUGAUCUUCUUCGACACGGUGGAGUGCCUCCUCGCCGCGCUGAGGGGCUUCCUGCAGGGGCUGGAGGUCGUGCAGGUGGACAACAUGUUCCGGGACCCGUCUUGCCUCGGGCUGCGCUACGUCGGCAUUGGGGUGCGGCAGCACGUGGAGGCGGAGCAGGGCGAGGCGCAGCGCUGCCACAUCAGCGAGGUCCAGCUCCAGCUCAGGUGCAUGCGCGACGCCGAGGCGGGCGCCGGGCAGGUGUACGCCCAGAGGGUGGGGCACCUGCUGGGCGCCGCCGGGGUGGAGCCCCAGGAGCGGGCCGCCGUGUCCGAGCUGCUCCUCCGCGUGCUGGACUGGACCGACGGCGCGGUCGCCCGCGAGUCCCUGCGGGAGCUCGCGGGCCUCGUCGCGUGCGAGGAGGACGGCCCGCCCGGGGCCCCCGGGGCGGAGGCGGACGCCGCCGGCCUGCAGGAGCGGCGCCGCGCGGCGGAGGCGGCGGCGCAGGGGGCGGAGGCCGCCAGGGCGGAGCUGGAGGCUGCCCUGCAGCGGGCGACGGCGGAGCUGGAGGCCGUGCACCAGCAGGGGCGCGAGCGCAGGGCGCGGGGCGACGCGGCGCUGCGGCAGUGCGCAGGGCUCUCCACGCAGGCCAAGAACGAGGUUGGCGAGGAGCACCAGGCUGUCGUGGUCGACGGCGGGGGCGGCCUGCCGGACGAGGCGCAGUGUGCGGAGCACGUCCGCCGGUUGGGUGAGCUCUGGCGGGCCAAGGAGGGCAGCAUCCUGCAGGAGCUGUGCCAGAACCUCCGGAAGCCCCACGCCGAGAGUGGCGAGCUGGCGGCGAAGCUCACCGCGGGCGACCUGGCCCAGGUCUGUCACGGCCUGCGUGAGAGGUUUGGCGAGAAGGCGACACUCCACCCAGAGCUGAAGGACCACUCGAUCGCGAUAGCGUGCUGGGUGCUGUACACCAUGACAGAUGUCGACAUCGACCGCCUGCUUGGAUUCGAUUGCCCCGAGCUUCCAGAAGACAAGCAGUUGCCCAAAGACCGCGACGAGUUCUACAGGCCUUACCGCGCCAAAUACGGGUCGCAGAGGAACCCGCAUAUGUUCGGGAAGGCGAAUUGGGCAGCGCACGGUGGCGGAUCAUUCGAUCAGAUGGUCUCCAAGAAGGACAAGAGCGCGGAGGUGACACCCCAGCUCGAGGCCGACAGGUGGGCCAGGUGGCUGUGCAUCCUGGGGGCAUCCGCUCGGAAACUGGAGACCCCCAUAAAAGUCACUCGAGGUCUCACCAAUCUGCCCGACCCGUUAAUGAGGCAACUUGCGAGCAAGAGGAAAGGGCACACGAUCUACUGGGCAAACCCUGCGAGCACCACCGACGACGAGAGCAUCUCGGAGAGCCGCAUCCGCCAGCAGGAGCCCGUCAACAAGAACGUGCUGUUUGUCGUGACCGGGGUGACCGAGGCCAUCCCGCUGUUUGAGAUCAGCAGGUACCCGGAGGAGCGCGAGGUUCUCCUUCCGCCGUUCUCGGUGCUCGAGGUCGCGGCGGUGGAAGACGAGCGCCCGUCCCGCCCCUUGGUCGUGGAGUGCGCGUUCCGGGGCUGCAAGAUCCCUGCCGGGCUCCGGGAGGAGUGCAUCCGCGACCUCGCCGAGGCGUCCAGGCAGCUCGACGACCACCACGCGGAGGCGCAGCGGCGCCGCGGCGACCUCGAGGCCCGCGCCGGCAGGCUGCGGGCCUCGUGCGCGCGGGCCCGCGAGGCGGCUGCCAGGGC